GUUCCUUCCAUUAAUAUGUAUACGAUAUUAUUCUUAUGUAUUCAAUGAAUUAUCUCGACAUAUCUAUUCACUACUUGUUACCUUCAUAGCGCUCUUUUUUACAUGGCCGCUUUCUAAGUGCGUGUCUUUUGAAAGAUGAAGUUAAACGUUUCAUAUCCCGCAACGGGAUGCCAAAAAUUAUUCGAAGUUGUGGAUGAACACAAACUUCGUAUUUUCUAUGAAAAACGUAUGGGAGCUGAAGUUGAAGCCGACACUUUAGGCGAUGAAUGGAAAGGAUAUGUUUUACGUAUUUCUGGUGGAAAUGACAAACAAGGUUUCCCAAUGAAACAAGGUGUUUUAACAAAUGGUCGAGUUCGUUUGUUACUUUCAAAAGGUCAUUCCUGUUACCGACCAAGACGUACUGGUGAACGUAAACGUAAAUCAGUACGAGGAUGUAUUGUAGAUGCCAAUCUUAGUGUUUUGGCAUUAGUUGUUGUCCGCAAGGGCGAACAGGAAAUUCCCGGAUUAACAGAUAACACAAUUCCACGUCGUUUAGGACCUAAAAGAGCAAGUAAAAUCCGUAAAUUAUUCAAUCUUAGCAAAGAAGAUGAUGUACGUCAAUAUGUUGUAAAACGACCACUUCCACAAAAAGAAGGAAAGAAAUUGCGUCAAAAAGCACCAAAAAUUCAACGUUUGAUUACACCAGUUACACUUCAACGCAAACGUCAUCGUCUUGCAUUGAAAAAGAAACGUUGUUUGAAACGUAAAGAACAAGCUGCAGAAUACGCAAAAUUAUUAGCUCAACGCAAGAAGGAAUCUAAAGUACGUCGUGCUGAGGAAUUAAAACGCCGCCGAUCAGCAUCUCUUCGAGAGUCGAAAUCAUCAACAGGAGGUUCGACCAAAUAAACAAUAUUUGUAUAAAUAAAAUUUAUAUUUAAAAUGGAAGCAAAUAAACAUUGUUUCAGUUAAA
This is a messenger RNA of Chrysoperla carnea, 949 nucleotides long. It is a transcript of the gene RpS6, whose product is annotated as 40S ribosomal protein S6. Gene Ontology annotation, biological process: translation. Bases 136 to 885 code for a protein of 249 amino acids. Gene Ontology annotation, molecular function: structural constituent of ribosome. Gene Ontology annotation, cellular component: ribosome. Lineage: Eukaryota; Metazoa; Arthropoda; Insecta; Neuroptera; Chrysopidae. The record is from RefSeq and is a predicted model, not a curated record. The transcript has 5 exons.